UUUGGAUCUUCAUCCCGAUCACUUAACAUCGGCUAGAAGAGAAAAUACAACAUGCGUGAAUGCAUUUCUGUCCAUGUUGGCCAAGCUGGAGCACAGAUUGGAAAUGCUUGCUGGGAGCUUUACUGUCUGGAACAUGGGAUCCAACCAGAUGGGCAGAUGCCAAGCGACAAGACAACUGCUAGAGCAGAUGAUUCCUUUAACACCUUCUUCAGUGAAACAGGAACAGGAAAACAUGUCCCACGUGCCAUCUUUGUAGAUCUGGAGCCCACAGUGAUUGAUGAGGUGCGUACUGGCACAUAUCGUCAGCUCUUCCAUCCUGAGCAACUCAUCACUGGCAAAGAAGAUGCUGCCAAUAACUAUGCACGUGGCCACUACACCAUUGGAAAGGAGGUCAUCGAUUCAGUCCUAGACCGCAUACGCAAACUGACUGAUCAAUGCACUGGUCUGCAAGGCUUCCUCGUGUUCCACAGCUUUGGUGGAGGUACUGGGUCUGGUUUCACCUCCCUGUUGAUGGAACGCCUUUCUGUUGACUAUGGCAAAAAGUCCAAGCUUGAGUUUGCCAUUUAUCCAGCUCCUCAGGUAUCCACAGCAGUGGUGGAGCCCUACAACUCUAUCCUGACCACUCACACCACUUUGGAGCACUCAGACUGUGCUUUCAUGGUAGACAAUGAAGCCAUCUAUGAUAUCUGUCGCAAGAAUCUAGACAUUGAGCGCCCCACCUACACCAAUCUCAACAGGCUCAUUGGCCAAAUAGUGUCCUCCAUCACUGCCUCUCUCAGAUUUGAUGGAGCUCUGAACGUAGAUCUAACAGAGUUUCAGACCAACUUGGUGCCUUAUCCUCGCAUUCACUUCCCUCUGGCCACCUACGCUCCUGUGAUCUCUGCUGAAAAAGCUUACCAUGAACAGCUAUCAGUUGCUGACAUCACCAAUGCCUGUUUUGAGCCCUGCAACCAGAUGGUGAAGUGCGACCCUCGUCAUGGUAAAUACAUGGCCUGCUGUCUUCUGUACCGUGGAGAUGUGGUGCCCAAAGAUGUCAACUCUGCCAUUGCUUCAAUCAAGACCAAACGGACCAUCCAGUUUGUGGACUGGUGUCCCACUGGUUUCAAGGUGGGCAUCAACUACCAGCCCCCUACUGUGGUUCCUGGAGGAGAUCUGGCCAAGGUGCAGAGAGCUGUGUGUAUGCUGAGCAACACCACAGCCAUCGCUGAGGCCUGGGCCCGUCUGGAUCACAAGUUUGACCUGAUGUAUGCCAAAAGAGCCUUUGUGCACUGGUAUGUGGGAGAAGGCAUGGAGGAAGGAGAGUUUGCAGAAGCAAGAGAGGACAUGGCAGCUCUGGAGAAGGAUUACGAAGAGGUGGGCACUGAUAGCAUGGGAGAUGAGGAUGACGAUGGAGUCGAGUUUUAAACAUAUCUCAGAAAGGACUAAAUAAUGUAGUGAUGUGUAGGACCUAGAUGUUAUACUACAAAUGUUAUGUUAAAUGUUAUUACCUAUAAAUGUAUUGCCAGCUACAAAUGCAGAAUACUGUAGGGAAAAGAAAGAGAUAAAUAAAUAAACAUUACUUUGCAUGUACUCUGCAAGUUAGAGACCACCUUUUGUUCACUUACCGUCACUGAGAAAAGGAAGUAAAUAAGGAAGAUGAAGAUUUUCAGUAGAACACAAGAACUGGACAUCUGAGAUGUGGAGCAAGGUUUCAUGGACUGGUGAAUGUAAAUGUAAUUGGGAAU
Molecule: messenger RNA, 1724 nt
Organism: Colossoma macropomum (tambaqui)
Lineage: Eukaryota; Metazoa; Chordata; Actinopteri; Characiformes; Serrasalmidae
Product: tubulin alpha chain-like
Exons: 4
Coding region: 52-1404 (450 amino acids)
Biological process (GO): microtubule cytoskeleton organization; mitotic cell cycle
Cellular component (GO): microtubule; cytoplasm
Molecular function (GO): structural constituent of cytoskeleton; GTP binding
Source: RefSeq, a predicted model, not a curated record